CAGACAUAGCAGGAAGCAAGCAAGUUAUCGAGAGCAACACAACCCACUCUUUCACAAGUCUCUGUCAUCCAAAGGCGGUCACUCCUCCUGACGUGGCUUUGUAACUCACUCAAAAAUCCAGUCCUCCUCCAGCCCGCCUUCGUUCACGUCCCACCAACUCCCGCUCUGAAGAGGAGAGAUCCAGGAAUUGCGCACCCCGCCCUUUCCCGAGGUGGGAUUGAUAGACCCACAGCGUCACCUGGUGGGUGACGGAUAAGUGACUACGCUGCUCGGAGCUUUCCUUCAAGAAAAGACUCGAAGGAGGAGAAUUAAGAAGUAGGCUGUUACUUUCCAUCAGAGAAGUUAUAGUCUGGAGCUGAAGAAAACGCCGCCACACCCGAUUGGCUCCUUCCUUUCACUCAAAAACUGAGAAACAGAAAGAAACCCUUUCUCCCUGAAGAUGCAGACCCCCUCUUGAAACCAAAGGAUAACAAGACCCAUCUUCAUUUUACCUUUUUCACUCUAAAAGUGUAUUGAUCUCAGUAUUUUGCAGCACCACGUGCAGCAGACGGGAGAAUUGUGGGGAUGUUCUCACAAGCCUUUUUAGCUGUUCUGCUCUGCACGACUGUGGUCCCUCUCUAUGCUCAAAAUGAUGAAGGAACUUCCUGUGCAGAUAAAACUGAGUGUCCCAUCACGGUGUACUUUGUCAUUGAUACAUCUGAGAGCAUUGCCCUUCAGACUGACCCUAUUGAGAGUUUAGUGAACCAUAGCAAGAAGUUUGUUGCUCAGUUUGUCAAUAAGCUGGCCAAUGAAGUCUACCAACAACAAAUAUCCAUAAACUGGCAAAUUGGAGGACUUCAUUUUUCAGAUAUAGUGGUGAUCUUUAGUCCUAUAACCCAAGACAAGGUGAUAUUCAAUGAUCGGUUGGAAAAAAUCCGUUACAUUGGUCGGGGCACUUUCACAGAUUGUGCUCUCUCCAACAUGACGGCUCAGAUGCCUCUCAAUUCGCUGGGGGCAAAUUAUGCAGUUGUGAUCACUGAUGGCCACGUGACAGGAAAUCCCUGUGGAGGGAUGAAGCAUCAAGCUGAUCGAGCACGAGAUGCAGGGAUCAAGCUCUUUGCAGUAGCCCCCAGCCAGAAAAUCUAUGAGCAAGGUCUCCAGGAAAUUGCUAGCCUUCCACAUGAGCUUUUCCGGAACAAUUAUGCCACCCUAAAGAAAGGCAGUGUUGAUGAAGAUACUGAGACCAUGGAUAAGAUCAUUCAAGUUAUGAAACAUGAUGCCUUUGCAAAGUGUUAUAAAAUGAGCUGCCUUGAAAUUCAAGGUCCGCGUGGCCCAAAGGGAUUUCAAGGACAAAAGGGUGCGAAAGGAAACAUGGGGAUUUCAGGCUUUCCUGGACAAAAAGGACGGCAAGGUGAUCCAGGAAUUGAAGGUCCAAUUGGACACCCUGGACCUAAGGGUAUUCCUGGUCUAAAAGGAGAAAAGGGAGAGUUUGGAGCAGAUGGACGAAAGGGAGCUAGUGGUAUCGCUGGAAGAAAUGGCACUGAUGGACAGAAGGGCAAAAUGGGGCGGAUUGGACCUCCUGGCUGUAAGGGUGAUCCAGGCGAAAGGGGUCCUGAUGGCUACCCAGGAAGCCCUGGUGAUCAAGGUCCACCAGGAGAUGAAGGGAUAAAGGGAGAUCCUGGCUGGCCUGGCAAACAUGGACCACCUGGUCCCAUUGGAGAACCCGGAAGCUCUGGACCAAAAGGAUACAAAGGAGAACCUGGUCUUCCUGGCCUCAAGGGAAGUCCAGGCACCAAAGGACUUGGGGGACCAAAAGGAGAAGCUGGUCGUCGUGGUGAUCCUGGAGACAUAGGAAAACCUGGAAAUCAAGGAUCCAAGGGGGAGAAAGGAGAUCCUGGUUCUGAGGGACAAAGGGGUCUACCAGGAGAAGUUGGAGAGAAAGGAAGAAAUGGAGAUCAAGGACCACCAGGCCAGCGUGGUCCACCAGGUCCUAUGGGCGAAAAAGGAAACCCUGGCUCAGCUGGAGAUCCUGGGAGGGAAGGUGAAAGGGGCGACAUGGGGCCUAAAGGACCCAAGGGUGAUAGAGGAAGACCUGGAUUAAGUGUUCCUGGUCCCAGGGGACCCCGGGGUGACAAAGGUGAAAAAGGUCAGCCAGGCCCAGAGGGUGCAAGAGGUGACCUUGGUCCAAAAGGACUUAGCGGGAAAAAAGGAGAGCCAGGUGAUGAUGGACAAGUCGGCCUUCCAGGUCCACCUGGACCCAGAGGAUCAGAUGGUGAAUCUGGACCCAAGGGUGACCCUGGUCCUCCUGGAGAUCCUGGCCUAACUGACUGCGAUGUGAUGACCUACAUCAGAGAGACCUGUGGCUGCUGUGAUUGUGAAAAGCGGUGUGGUCCAUUGGACAUUGUCUUCGUCAUAGACAGUUCAGAGAGUAUUGGCUAUACCAAUUUCUCCCUGGAGAAGAAUUUUGUUAUCAAUGUGGUGAGCAGGCUAGGGUCCAUUGCCAAAGAUCCAAAAUCAGAGACAGGUGCCCGUGUUGGAGUGGUACAGUACAGUCAUAAGGGCACCUUUGAAGCCAUCCAGCUCAAUGAUAAGCGCAUUGACUCACUCUCUAGUUUCAAAGAAGCAGUGAAGAAACUGGAAUGGAUUGCAGGGGGCACCUGGACUCCCUCUGCACUUCAGUUUGCCUACGAAACACUCAUCAAAGAAAGCCGGAGAGAUAAAGCCCGGGUAUUUGCUGUGGUGGUGACUGAUGGACGUCAUGACCCUCGAGAUAAAGACUCAAAUUUGCAAGCUCUCUGUGAUGGAAAUGUUGUGGUCAAUGCCAUUGGGAUUGGAGACAUGUUCAAUGUAGAUGAAGAAUCGGAGACUCUGAAAGCAAUUGCUUGUAAUGACGAAAAUAGAGUCCAAAGAAUGAAAGUGUUCACUGAUUUGGUGGCUGAAGAGUUUCUUGACAAAAUAGAGCUUGAACUCUGUCCAGAUCCUCAGAUUGUCUGCCCUGAACUGCCCUGUCAAACAGAGCUUUCUGUUGCCCAGUGCACACAGCGUCCAGUUGACAUUGUCUUCCUCCUGGAUGGUUCUGAAAGAAUUGGCAGCCAGAACUUUCGUAGGGCUCAUGGUUUUAUAGAAGCAGUGGCUGAGCAUCUCACCCUGGCCAGAAGUGACAGUGACGACAUGAAUGCACGCAUUGCCCUGCUACAAUAUGGAAAUGAGGAUGAACAUGACAUAGUUUUCCCACUGACAUACAAUAUUACUGACAUCACAGAUCGUUUAGCUGAGAUCAAAUAUUUGGACUCCUCUUCCAACAUUGGAUCUGCCAUCAUAUAUGCUGUCAACAACCUUGUCAUCAGCACACAAGACAGGCAGAAGGCAGCUCGGCGUAAUGCAGAGCUCUCCUUUGUCUUCAUUUCAGAUGGUAUUACAGGCAACAAAAACCUGGAAGAGGCAACUGAUUCCAUGAAGAAACAGAAUGUUAUGCCCACAGUUGUGGCCCUAGGCAGUGAUGUGGACAUGGAUGUCCUACUGAAGAUCAGUCUAGGAGAUCGGUCAGCAAUUUUCCGGGAGAAGGACUACCUAAGUCUCUCCCAGCCCGACUUUUUUGAUAGAUUUGUUAAGUGGAUCUGUUAGUUGUGAGAUAGACACCAAAGCUUUUAAGCUCCUAUAUUGCUAUAUGUUUUUUUAGCAAAAGUAUGCUGCCAGUAGGCACAAAUUUUUAAGGGAAUUUAUUUUUAUAUUCAAAAUUGGUAGGCUCAUUUCAAAUAAUGUUUAUGGUGCUAAUUGAAAACAAAAUAAUAGGAGGCUACAAAACACCACAGUAUCACUUGUCAUGCUUUAAAACAUUGUUUAAGAUGUUUAUAUUGUAAUACUUUUGGUGCUGAAUAGAGGAACUGUGCAUUAAAUAUAAAGCAUAAAGAACUUUCAUCUCCAGCUACCCCAAGGAUCCAUCUUAACCCUCCUCUCCCAUUAUUUCCCACUCAUCCAUUUACUGGUAGACGGGUAAUUCCACUGUGCCUUGACUGUGAUGCUAACAUUUCCUUUGUUUUAAAGGAGAUAUUUUGCAGUUGAAACAAUAAUAGAAAAUAUUUUUAUCAAUACUGAGUUUUGCACUUGGCCUAUUCCAUUCGUAAACACCUAGUCUUCCUUUCUUUCCAUGUACUUGCUUCAGGGUUGCAACAUUGGAUGGUCUCCCCUAUAUCAUGAUGCAUGUAAUAAAUGGACUUCACAAAGAUAUCUAUAGCUAUUUCAUCUUAGAAAGGUCUAGGAAAAGAAGCUUUGUUCCUAUACAGGUAGUCCUCAACUUAUGACUGUAAUUGAGCCUGGCAAUUAGAGUCAUAAGUCACGAUGGUUAUAAAGCAAAUCUCUACAUGACCUACUCAUUUUAUUACCUUUUAUGUCAGUUAUUAAGUAAAUACAGCAGUCAUAAAGUGAAUAUUGUGGUUGUUAAGCAAAUCCUUUGUUCUUUAUGAGGCAGUUUUUGUUGGAAACUGGAAGUAAAGCCUAUUUCUGGCAAAAACAUAAAUUGCAGAGUGUUGCAAAUGGCCAUAAAUGUUGCCAAGCACCAAUAGAGAAGGUGAGGUUGAACUUUGAAAGUGGGUUGUAAAUCACUUCUAGGGGUCUGUCAUAACUAAGUGACUGAUUGUAAGUGGGGGAUUACUUAUACUAUUAAGAUAUGGCAUCCAGUCCUCCUGUGCCAGUACUGUUCUACUCCCAAGGAAGGAGUCUUUCACUGAAAAUGGACAUCAGUAUAAUGUAAAGAGAUUCUGCUGGGUUCUCUUCUGGAUUUUGUGCUACAUUUAACUGAAGCCAAGUGCCAUCAGUUUUCAAUGUUCCAUGUAUAAAUGUGGAAUUUCCCUGAUUUGACGUGGCAAACCAUUUUUCUUUUUCUCACAAUAAUGAUAAGCACUAUUGAACUGAAUCCCAAUUUAAAGUGUACUACUGUACGCAUAAAGGAGUCUAUUGGAACUGCAUUUGAGCAUUCUGCUUUUAUUAGGUCUGCACUAGAAUAAACAGUUCCAUCAAAUUGCUUUCCCCAAUCAAGGAAAUUGCAUAAGAACCAAUUUUGUUACAGCCUGCAAAUUUACAUGGAAAAUUGAAAGAAAGCAUGACUACAUUUUUAAAGAGAUGGGGGAGAGGCAACUGAAGUGUUACAUAACAAAGAAGAUGAAUAUAAAAAGUCCAUACAUUAUGAAGAUAUGAAACCAAAAUAUGGUUUUAGAAACAUAUGUUUGUAAUUCAGAAUUCUGCCCUAUUAACAUGGAGAAUAUUUUACUGGUUUGCACACUUCUAGCUCCAAAUAGUUUUGGGAGUUUUUUUGUUCCACACCACACUGCCUUUUUUAUACUUUCAACCUUCUAGUGAAAAUGUGUCUUUGGUCUUAUUUCUAAUUACUAAUAAUCUCAUUUUUCAUAAAUCAUAGAUUAUACUUUUUCUGAAAUAUAGUAUGAACUAUCCAAUCUGCCACUGUGCAAAGCCAUACUAAUUGAUGAGCAAUGACUACCCAAUGUCAAGGUAUUCCUGAAAUAGUGUUUCUGGAAUAACAUCCUUAUUUGAGCCAAAAUUGCACUCCUGAUAAAUAAAAACUUUUUUCACAAUAUCUUAAUAUUAGUGUCAUUCAUUUUGUAGUGAUUUAGAAGAAUCGGUAUGGCUCUUUUACCAUAUAUGCUUAUUUUAUUAUUUUUUUAAUUAUUAGAAUUAAUAAUCAAUCAAGAAUAUAAAGCAAAUGUUUGUGUAAUAUAAGUUCUAGUUCAUAAUUUCCUAUUAAAUUCAAAGCUUUUUUUAAUUAACACUAUGCUACAGUCUUUGCUCUUAUAUAAUGCCUCCCUCAAGUGCAAUUUAUAUAGUUCCUGGGUACUAUAUGAACGUGUUCCAUUGAUAUUAUGAGAAAAAUAUGGAAAUCCUUUGCUAUUGCCACUUUAUUUAGUUGUCUAAAUUCUUUGACUUGGACAUAUAAUCUACACCUUUGGAUUUAAUGAUAAUCUCUUAAUAACUCUUCUGUCUAUAAAUGAUAAACUGAAUAGCUGAUACAAAAAUGUUUUUUCAUUAGUAUUUCUUCCAGGAAUUGUUAUGAAUUUAACAAUAUAUAACAUCAGGAUUCUUCACUGUAGUGUAUCUAGAUAUUGUCCUUAAUUCAAAAGCUGUGCUGGAUGGAGCACUUACACUGAAGUUCAACACAUUUAGAGCUCACCAAGUUCAUGGGCAUAAGAAUGUACAGGUAGUCCUCAAUUUACAACAGUUCAUUUAGUAACUGUUCAAAGUUACAGUGGCAUUGAAAAAAGUGACUUAUGACUAUUUUUCACAGUUAUGACUUUUGCAGCAUCCCCAUGAUCAUGAUCAGAAUUCAGGUGCUUGGCAACUGGUUCGUACUUAUGACUAUUACUGUGUCCCAAGGUUAUGUGAUCACUUUCUGCAACCUUCUGACAAGCAAAAUCAAUGGGGAAGCCAGAUUCACUUCACAACCAGGUUACUAACUUAUGAACUGGAGUGAUUCAUGUAACAAUUGUGGCAAGAAAGAUCAUAAAAUGGGGCAAAACUCACUUAACAAAUGUCUCACUUAACAACAGACAUUUUGGGCUCAAUUGUGGUUGUAUAUCGAGGACUACCUGCACAAAGGAAUGGAAGUAUUUUAAAAUAUUUCUGGCUGAUGUAGGGAGUUCCUGAAGAGCUAUACUCAUGCUGGGAUGAAUGUCCUUCAGUCUGAAUCUGAGCUCAUGCUGGAACUACCACUAUGCUGAAAGUAAAAAAAUGAUUAAAGUUUAUUACAAUUGUU
Molecule: messenger RNA, 6742 nt
Organism: Crotalus tigris (Tiger rattlesnake)
Lineage: Eukaryota; Metazoa; Chordata; Lepidosauria; Squamata; Viperidae
Gene: COL6A2
Product: collagen type VI alpha 2 chain
Exons: 28
Coding region: 565-3603 (1012 amino acids)
Source: RefSeq, a predicted model, not a curated record